AGCGCUGGUGUGGUGGGCGGAGCUUGGCUUUCCGUCUUGCUCUGUGGAGCUGAACGAAAGACAUUGAUGUGGGGAAGGAAGAAAACACCGACGAAACCGGAGAGGUGGAGUAAAGUCAAAACGCCACGCGAGGUGACGAGACUCCUCUGGAUUCACCGACAACUUGGUUUUUUCGCGGGAGGGACGAGCGACUGACGGAGCGGGCGUUCACGUAGGUUGUCAAUCGACGGUUUCUCGGGAUGUAAACCCACCUGGACGUAAAUCAAAGUAGACGGGAACAGCCGGCUAGACUGAUUGUAACUAGGCUAGAGUGUCUUGCUUUCGGGAAAACUGGGAAAGGCGGGGCCGGACUAGCGCUCUCCCACACCGGGAUUACCGAGCUCCCCCUGCGCCGCUUCGUAUCCAACGACGCAGCGGGAUUCUGAGGGGGGAGCCGGGGGCGGUCGGGGGAGCUUCCGCGGCCGCUAACCGGGAAUUAUCCGCCGCCGCCGCCGCCGUUGGGCGCUGGCGACGUUUGUCACUCAUUCCCGUCUACGGUCACCUGGCCGCGCUCCUUUUCCCUCGCUGUUUGGAGUCUAAACACGGAUUUGCACCUUCCCGGUGGGAUUGGGACUAUGGCGGACGACGACGUGCUCUUCGAAGAUGUCUACGAGCUCUGCGAGGUGAUCGGGAAGGGUCCGUUCAGCGUUGUGAGGAGAUGCAUCAACAGAGAGACGGGGCAGCAGUUUGCCGUCAAAAUUGUGGAUGUCGCUCAGUUCACCUCCAGUCCAGGACUCAGCACAGAGGACCUGAAGAGGGAGGCCAGCAUUUGCCACAUGCUGAAACACCCGCACAUCGUGGAGCUGCUUGAGACUUACAGUUCCGAUGGGAUGCUCUACAUGGUCUUUGAAUUCAUGGAUGGAGCAGACCUGUGCUUUGAGAUCGUCAAGAGGGCAGAUGCCGGUUUUGUCUACAGCGAAGCGGUGGCCAGUCACUACAUGAGACAGAUCCUGGAGGCGCUGCGUUACUGCCAUGACAACAACGUCAUCCACAGGGAUGUCAAGCCUCACUGCGUGCUGCUGGCGUCCAAGGAGAAUUCUGCUCCCGUCAAAUUAGGAGGAUUCGGAGUGGCGAUCCAGUUGGGAGAAUCUGGAUUGGUGGCUGGAGGUCGUGUAGGAACGCCGCACUUCAUGGCGCCCGAGGUGGUGAAGAGGGAGCCGUAUGGAAAACCCGUGGACGUGUGGGGCUGCGGCGUCAUCCUCUUUAUCCUCCUGUCAGGGUGUCUGCCCUUCUACGGUACCAAAGAGCGUCUUUUCGAAGCGAUCUGCAAGGGGAAAUACAAGUCCUACAAUAUUUUACCACAGAUGAACCCGCGGCAGUGGAGUCAAAUCUCGGAGAGCGCUAAAGAUCUGGUGCGGCGCAUGCUGAUGCUCGAUCCCGCCGAGAGGAUCACCGUUUACGAGGCCCUCAACCAUCCUUGGCUCAAGGAGAGGGACCGCUAUGCCUACAAGAUCCACUUGCCAGAGACUGUGGAGCAACUCAGAAAGUUUAAUGCCAGGAGGAAGUUAAAGGGAGCCGUGCUGGCAGCGGUUUCCAGUCACAAGUUUAAUUCCUACUAUGGAGACCCCCCUGAGGAACUCCACGACUUCUCAGAUGACCCCACCUCCUCAGGGCUGCUCGCAGCAGAACGAGCUGUGUCUCAGGUGUUGGACAGUUUAGAAGAGAUCCACGCGUUGACAGACUGCAGCGAAAAGGAUCUGGACUUUCUCCACAGUGUUUUCCAGGACCAACAUUUACACACACUGCUCGACCUCUACGAUAAGAUCAACACCAAGUCGUCCCCGCAGAUCAGGAAUCCGUCCAGUGACGGAGUGCAGAGAGCAAAGGAGACGUUCUCCUCGCACCGGGAAGACAGUGACGCUUUGAAACAUCUGGAAUAUGUAUUGGAAGAGAUCUCUUGCUACCCGGAGAACCACGACGCCAAAGAACUCAGACGGAUACUGACUCAGCCACAUUUCAUGGCGUUGCUGCAGGCCCACGACGUGGUGGCGCAUGAAGUCUACAGCGACGAGGCGCUGAGGGUGACGCCGCCGCCUACUUCGCCCUACCUGAAUGGCGACUCGCCCGAAAGCACCAACGGAGACAUGGACCUGGAAAACGUCACCAGGGUGCGCUUGGUGCAGUUCCAGAAGAACACGGAUGAGCCCAUGGGCAUAACGUUGAAAAUGAACGACUCCAACAACUGCAUCGUGGCCAGGAUCAUGCACGGUGGAAUGAUCCACAGACAAGGCACGUUGCAUGUCGGAGAUGAGAUCAGGGAGAUCAACGGCAUCAGCGUCGCCAACCAGACUGUCGAGCAGCUGCAGAAGAUGCUGAAGGAGAUGCGAGGCAGCAUCACAUUUAAAAUAGUGCCAAGUUACCGGACGCAGGGCUCCUCCUGUGAGAAAGAGUCCCCCACCACGUCCAGGCAAUCCCCUGCCAAUGGCCACUCCAGCAUUAACAGUUCUAUCUUGGACCUGCCGUCCACCAUCCAGCCCAAAGGUCGACAGAUUGUACCCAGACCUCCAAUCAAGGACAAAAUGUCUGUCAAGAUCUACGUGAGGGCUCAGUUUGAGUACGACCCCUCCAAAGACGAGCUGAUCCCCUGCAAGGAGGCCGGCAUCCGCUUCCGCGUGGGCGACAUUAUCCAGAUCAUCUCCAAAGACGACCACAACUGGUGGCAGGGCAAGCUGGAGAACACCAAGAACGGCACGGCCGGCCUCAUCCCGUCACCCGAGCUACAAGAGUGGCGUGUGGCAUGCAUGGCCAUGGAGAAGACCAAGCAGGAGCAACAGGCCAGCUGCACUUGGUUCGGCAAGAAGAAGAAGCAGUACAAAGACAAGUAUUUGGCCAAGCACAAUGCAGUGUUUGACCAAUUAGAUUUGGUGACGUACGAAGAAGUGGUCAAGCUGCCCGCCUUCAAGAGAAAAACGCUUGUAUUGUUAGGUGCUCAUGGCGUCGGCAGGAGACACAUCAAGAACACCCUCAUUACCAAACACCCCGACAGAUUCGCCUACCCCAUCCCACACACAACGAGACCCCCCAAGAAGGACGAGGAGAACGGAAAAAACUACUACUUCGUAUCGCACGAUCAGAUGAUGCAGGACAUCAGCAACAACGAGUACCUGGAGUACGGCAGCCACGAGGACGCCAUGUACGGCACGCGCCUGGAGACCAUUCGCAAGAUCCACCAGCAGGGAUUGGUCGCCAUCCUGGACGUCGAGCCUCAGGCACUGAAAGUCCUCCGCACUGCCGAGUUUGCGCCAUACGUGGUCUUCAUCGCCGCGCCGACCGUCACGCCGGGCAUCGACGAGACGCCCAGGUGGUGUCGCACUCUGCCAGACGAGUCCUUGCAGCGUCUCCAGAAGGAGUCGGAGAUCCUGCAGAAGUCUUACGCUCACUACUUCGACCAGACCAUCAUCAACAACGAGAUCGACGACACCAUCGGUCACCUGGAGGAGGCAGUGGAGCUGGUUUGCAAUAGCGGCCAAUGGGUGCCCGUCUCCUGGGUCUACUGAAGCCCCCUCGCCAUCCUCGUCGUGAUCUCGUGCUACAAAAUCAGUAGUGUGUCUGUACCGGCUAGGACCCUUUUUUUUUUUUUAAACUAGAUGUUUCUUUUGGAGAUGCAUCCCGUCAUCGCGGACCCUUCGGACCGGAAAGAAAAAGCACACAAACAUCGGCCCUCGUUAUUUAUUAACGCCGCCUUUUUUUUUUUUUAAAUCCUCUCGCCCCACUCUUGGACUUUCUAAAUAAAACCCAUACGUGUUAUUAUUAUGAUUAUGACGGAGGGUGAAAAAAAGAAGACGAGAAUGACUCAUGCAUGUGGCGCCAUUUUGGUCCGUGUUCCUUGUGUCCUUCUGUAAAGAGAUUUCAAAGUAAGAAAAAUAAAAAGAAUAAAGGAAAUGUUCCAGAUGA
Molecule: messenger RNA, 3933 nt
Organism: Corythoichthys intestinalis (scribbled pipefish)
Lineage: Eukaryota; Metazoa; Chordata; Actinopteri; Syngnathiformes; Syngnathidae
Gene: caska
Product: calcium/calmodulin-dependent serine protein kinase a
Exons: 30
Coding region: 615-3536 (973 amino acids)
Biological process (GO): protein phosphorylation; regulation of neurotransmitter secretion; intracellular protein localization
Cellular component (GO): plasma membrane; cell-cell junction; basolateral plasma membrane
Molecular function (GO): ATP binding; signaling receptor binding; protein kinase activity
Source: RefSeq, a predicted model, not a curated record